GAGCUCCCGAUAAUCCCUUUCCCAGUCCUGUCUGACAUCUGACCUGGUGGGUUGUUACCUGGACUUCCCGGGACACUGGCUGGGCUUGAAGAGAGACCUCAGGAGCUCCCUGGCCCACAGGAUGAAGCUGCCCGUGGGUUGUUUGACACUGUGGCUCUGCCUGGGGGGUGGCCUGGCUCAGAGCAGCACCAGCCGUGACGCAGAGGAGUCCUACGCAGACUGGGGCCUGCGGCACCUCCGCGGCAGCUUUGAGUCUGUCAACAGCUACUUCGAUUCCUUCCUGGAGCUCCUGGGGGGAAAGAAUGGAGUGUGUCAGUACAGGUGCCGAUACGGAAAGGCACCCAUGCCGAGGCCUGGGUACAAGCCCCAGGAGCCCAACGGCUGCAGCUCCUACUUCCUGGGUCUCAAGGUACCAGAAAGUAUGGACUUGGGCAUUCCGGCAAUGACCAAGUGCUGCAACCAGCUGGACAUUUGCUACGACACAUGCGGUGCCAACAAGUAUCGCUGCGAUGCAAAAUUCCGCUGGUGCCUCCACUCCAUCUGCUCUGACCUUAAGCGAAGUCUGGGUUUUGUCUCCAAAGUGGAAGUAGCCUGUGACUCCCUGGUUGACACUGUGUUCAAUACAGUCUGGACUUUGGGCUGCCGGCCCUUUAUGAACAGUCAGCGGGCAGCGUGCAUCUGUGCAGAGGAGGAGAAACAAGAGUUAUGAGCAAGAGGCCAUGGCUUCCUCUUUGAGGGACGACACAGCUGUGGGUCUUGGAGAUGGUAGUGGGGCGGACGUGCCCCUCCUGUCUUCCACAGCCUGUAUAGCACAAAGCAGGAGAAAGGAAGUACUCUUAUCCAGCAGGAAACUGAGACACAGCCUUCAGGGAGAAUUGGAAAAGAGACAAGGAAUGAUUUGAAGGCUGCUACCACUGGUCUCCUCAAUGAAGACGCGUUUGCCUGGACGUUCAGUGCUUUGCUUAAAGGCGAAAGCGCGCACAGCCCUGAGAUUCCUGGACUCGGUCCUCACAAUCAGAGGUGAAUUGGGGGGCGUCCAACCACGGGGAGGCAAUGUCCUUCCUCUGCUCCGUGUUCAGUUGCCAGUGAGCAUCGAAUAAAGUGUACUUUUUA
Messenger RNA from Echinops telfairi (small Madagascar hedgehog), 1113 nucleotides. It is a transcript of the gene PLA2G12B, whose product is annotated as phospholipase A2 group XIIB. Bases 122 to 709 code for a protein of 195 amino acids. Gene Ontology annotation, molecular function: calcium ion binding; A2-type glycerophospholipase activity. Gene Ontology annotation, cellular component: extracellular region. The transcript has 4 exons. NCBI's taxonomy places the organism in Eukaryota, Metazoa, Chordata, Mammalia, Afrosoricida, Tenrecidae. Gene Ontology annotation, biological process: cholesterol homeostasis; triglyceride homeostasis; lipid catabolic process. The record is from RefSeq and is a predicted model, not a curated record.